AUGGGUGGCCAGGCAUUUGGUCUCGAACCACGUUGGACAUCUGAGCCGGAUAUUGCCAAAGUUGAAUUAAUCGCUCGAAAGCACCUCAAUCUGGAGGAAAAUGAUCUCUGCCAUCUCAACUUUUAUGCUGAAGGGGCCUUUAGCAAAGUAUACAGAGUCAAAACUGCAAAUGUAGGCUUCUUAUUUCGUAUCACAUUGCCUGUCGAGCUCUUGUAA
Messenger RNA from Botrytis fragariae, 216 nucleotides. RefSeq names its product putative kinase-like protein. Lineage: Eukaryota; Fungi; Ascomycota; Leotiomycetes; Helotiales; Sclerotiniaceae. The transcript has a single exon. The record is from RefSeq and is a predicted model, not a curated record. The coding region runs from base 1 to 216 and encodes 71 amino acids.